Molecule: messenger RNA, 1932 nt
Organism: Mya arenaria
Lineage: Eukaryota; Metazoa; Mollusca; Bivalvia; Myida; Myidae
Exons: 1
Coding region: 1-1932 (643 amino acids)
Biological process (GO): proteolysis
Molecular function (GO): nucleic acid binding; aspartic-type endopeptidase activity; zinc ion binding
Source: RefSeq, a predicted model, not a curated record
AUGGCUAGUUUUGGAAAAUUGGGAGAAUAUAGGCCAGACAAAGAAAGUGUUACAAAUUAUGUUGAACGAUUGGAACAAUUUUUCUGUGCAAAUUGGACACAUCAUGACAAGAAGGUGUCAAUGUUACUGUCAGUUAUUGGUGCGGAACCAUAUGGUGUCUUACGGAACUUGGUUCAACCGGCGUUACCAAAAGACAAGACGUUUGAACAGUUAGUAAAGACGCUCACGGAUCACUACAUGCCCAAGCCGUUGGUUAUUUCGGAACGUUUUAAGUUCAAUAAACGUAAUCAAAGGGACGGGGAAAAAGUUUUGGACAAUGUAGUGGCGCUAAAGAAACUGGCAACCCAUUGUGAGUUCAAGAACUUCUUAAAUGAUGCAUUGCGUGAUCGGCUUGUCUGUGGAUUACACUCAGAGCUGAUUCAAAGAAAACUGUUGUCAGAGGACAAUUUGACAUUUGACAAGGCUUGCCAAAUUGCAACUGCAAUGGAGAUGGCUGAGAGGGACACGGCUUACUUCCAGCCACAAGGAGCGUCGGGUGUCGUUGCAUCUGAAGUGAACAUUUUGCACAGAGGGAAAUCGGCAAAACAACAGAAAGGCAGCAAACAGGCUCAACAGUGGAAAAAGGGUUCAUCGAAGCGUUGCUUCCGUUGUGGAGAUGAACAUGAUCCUGAAAAAUGCCGAUUCAAGGGAUCGAAGUGCUAUAAGUGUAAACGCAAGGGACAUAUAGCAAAAAGGUGUCCGUCGAUCAAAGAACGGCAAACACGUUACCUCGGGGAGGAAACUUCAUCAGAUGAGAGCGACUUAAAUAGUAUAUAUCAGUCGUCGUCUUCGGGUCCAUUUGCAAGGAAAAUCAUAGUGACACUGAUUCUAGGCGGUACCAAAGUCGAUAUGGAGCUCGAUACAGGAAGUUCUGUGUCAAUAGUUCCUGAGGAUAUAUACGAACAAGUUCUUCGCAAGUAUCCAUUGAGGAAUACAAAUGUAAAAUUGAAGUCAUAUUCUGGAAAUAAGAUCGAGUUGCUUGGUAAAUGCGAAGUUCCUGUAGAAUAUGAAAGCCAGAAAUAUAAGCUUUCGCUGUUAGUGGCCAAAGGAAAGCGACCAGCGCUUUUCGGUAGAAAUUGGCUGGAGAAAAUCCCACUCAAUUGGAGAGGCAUUUUCCAUGUUCAGGAGAGCACAAAAGAAAUUUCAUUGGAGUGUGUGAAAAGGGAGUUUGAACACCUCUGGAAUAAUGAAAGUUCACGGAAUCUACCAAUUAAAGGUUUCAAGGCGCAUAUCAGAACGAAAGACGGAGCAAAACCUAUCUUCUGUAAGGCUAGACCAGUGCCUUAUGCAAUUAAGGAAACGGUAGAACGAGAAUUUGAGCGCAUGGAAAAAGAAGGGAUUGUUUACAAGGUGAAACACAGCGAAUGGGCUACGCCACUGGUGGUGGUUCCAAAGCCAGAUAAAGGCGUGCGAAUUUGUGGAGACUACAAAGUUACAGUAAAUCGCGAAAUAAGUGAGGAACAGUAUCCAAUACCUAAUACAGAGGAUUUAUUUGCGACAUUAGCAGGAGGGCAAAAGUUCACUAAAUUGGAUCUGUCUCAGGCAUAUUCACAGCUUGAGGUGGACAAAGAUUCAGAGCAAUUGUUAACUGUGAACACAUCAAAGGGACUUUAUCGCUACUGCAGACUGGUUUACGGAAUAAGUAGCAGUCCAUCGAUUUUUCAAUCUGUAAUGAACAAAAUAUUGGCUGAAAUUCCAAAUGUGGUGUGUAGAGUUGAUGACAUAUUGAUUACGGGGCCGAAUGAUCAAUCGCAUUUGACUAGUUUGAGAGAAGUUCUAAAAAGAUUGAGUGAACACAACAUAAAGCUGAACAAAAAGAAGUGUUCUUUUAUGCAGGACGAGGUGGUGUACAUGGGACAGGUUGACAUAAUGUUCUGUGAAAUGUUAUUUUAG